UUUGUGUUGCCCACGAGACGCUGGUGAUCGCUUCUACCUAAAAACACAAAGCAACAAGACAAAUUAUUUCAAAGUAUUUCAUCAGUUGAAUAUUAUAAAGAUGGCAGGGAAUAUUAAAUUCUUUAGAUUUGUCGGUGGUUAUGUGUGCGGCGCCGCCGUCACCACUGGAUCAUGUGUUGCAGUGAUGAAACUUUACAAGGAUGAGGACACAGAGGACCAGAGAGAGCCCGAGAAAGUUCCUCAGGCACAGCAGGAGAUAGGGCGGUAUGGCUUCCCCUUGACAGGAGCUGAGAUACGAUACUACGCCAACCACACAUUGUCCUACAACCAAGCCAUGAAAACACCAAGAUGGGUCGCAGAGCACCUGUCACAUGAGAAACUAUUGGGGAAAGCUGACAGAAAGCACUGUAAAUUCAAGCCAGACCCCAGUAUCCCAGAACCCUUCACUGCACACAAUGCUGACUACCUGGGCAGUGGCUGGUCCAGGGGCCACAUGGCCCCCGCAGGAGACAACAAGGCCUCCGAGCAGUCAAUGGCUGAAACUUUCUACCUAUCCAACAUUGUGCCCCAGAACUAUGAAAACAACGCUGGAUACUGGAACAGACUGGAGAUGUACUGCAGGGACCUAGCCAAGCGCUUUGAUGACGUGUGGGUCAUAUCGGGACCUCUGGUCCUUUCUGAAGAGGAGGCUGAUGGGAAAAAGACAGUGUCCUACCAGGUCAUAGGCAAAGACGACGUGGCCGUCCCCACCCACCUCUUCAAAGUCAUCCUCGUCGGGAAAGACCAAUCGGCAUCGGGCAAUUUGACUAACAACCAAUCGGUAUCAGAAACCUUGGCCCUCGGGGCCUUUGUCGUACCCAACCAGCCAAUCGGCUUCAAGCGCCCACUGACGGACUUCCAGGUGAGUCUAUCGGAACUAGAGAAGAUCUCGGGCCUGACCUUCUUUCCCAAAGUGGAGCGGACAACUCCGAGCCUCCCCAACUUGUGCGAUAGGGAUUCCUGCCAAUUGAUGGACUUUAAGGAUUUCACCUUGUACCUCACGGCCAGGAAGGUGGGCAGUGCCCGCACCACGGUGAAGCUGGAGAAGAGCAUGGCGGAGCUGAAAGAGCAAGGCAUCGCCCCGGACGACUACGUACUCAAACUGUACCAGGAGAAGAAGAAGGAGCUGGAAAACAAAGAGCAUAACCUGGCUCAUGUUCCUUAGGGCACUAAGAGAAAACGUUUUGUAGCAGAAACAGAAAAUGAGGGUUUCUAAUUGGACAAGUCCACAUAGUCCCUCCUGUUUUGAUUGGUUUGGUGCCUAAUGAACACAACCCUGGAUGGAAUGUCCAUUAUGGCUCUGUGAAAUGAGCAGCUGGUCAAGUGGCUGUUUUGCUAUGGGUUACAUAGUUUGUUAGAUUGUUUAUUGAACAGAUCUUUCUGUAUAUUACUUUUUUCCCAUUGGAAGGGUUAUUUCCCAUGCCAGAAUUACAAAAAGUUUUUUUUAAAUGUGGAUAGUUUUUUUUAUUUACCCUGAACAAAAAUAUAAACGCAACAUGCAACAAUUUCA
Molecule: messenger RNA, 1549 nt
Organism: Oncorhynchus masou masou (cherry salmon)
Lineage: Eukaryota; Metazoa; Chordata; Actinopteri; Salmoniformes; Salmonidae
Product: nuclease EXOG, mitochondrial-like
Exons: 6
Coding region: 101-1204 (367 amino acids)
Biological process (GO): apoptotic DNA fragmentation
Cellular component (GO): mitochondrial inner membrane; nucleus
Molecular function (GO): nucleic acid binding; metal ion binding; single-stranded DNA endonuclease activity
Source: RefSeq, a predicted model, not a curated record